GCAGGUAUGAAACAAACGGCGUUCAUUCGUGUGCUUGGUUCUUUGAUGUUAUUCCUGAAUGAUACCAUAGUUUGCGAUUGCUAAUAGCUUGUUUGAAUUGUAGCCAUGUGGCAGCAUGCUAGCCUCGUUGUAGAUUCUUUUUACAAGGCCUGCCUUUGUAACAUCAACGUACUGUCAUUCUUUUCCAGAUGGGGAGAGCACAAGAGCAAGCGGCAGAGAAGAUAUCAACCUUGAAGAAGCACAUUGAGGAGCUGGAGGAGGAUCUCUCUAAGACGUCAUCUGCUUUGUCUGAAGUUUCUCAAGAGAGAGAGAGAAUCUCUCAGGAGGCAGAGAGUGAAAUAUCAUCUUUGAAACAAACAGUGGCUUCCCAGAGAGUGGAGAUUGAAGAGGCACGAGCUCGGAUCAAUGUUCUGAAGCAGGAUGUUGAGCGGCAUCACAAGCAGUGGCGAGAGGCACAGAACAACUAUGAACGGCAGGUCAUGUUGCAAGCGGACACAAUCAGAGAGCUCUCUUCGGCAUCAGAGCGCUUAACUAGACUUGAACAGGUCGAGCGUGCUGCCCGUGCUAGGGCGGAGACCGCGGAGGCAGAGCUGGCAGCACUCCAGGUGUCCUGGGCAGCAGAGAGAGCUGCACUUGAGUCCACCAGAGCAGAUGCAGAGCGGAAGCAGCGGGAACUGGAGGACCAGAAUAGCAUUCUUUUGGAUCGGCUAGAAGCCAAGCACGUGAAGUCUGCUGAACAGUCCCAAAGGGAAUUGGCGGGGAAUAAAGAACUCAGCACUGAGCAUCUCGUAGACACAGAUGCAGACCUCGAGGAAGUGGUGCGGUACUUACGACGAGCAAAGGAGACGGCGGACACAGAGCUGUCACUGCUGAAGCAGGAGCGUGUUCGCUUGCAGAAACAGGCUGAUGCUGCACUGCGAGCAGCCGAGGAUGCCCGAACUCAGCUGCGAGUUGAGCAAGAGCGAAACCGGGCAAGUAUUCAAGCAGAAGAAGAGCAUAGGGCCCUGGUCAGCCAGGUUCAGCAAUUGAAUCUUCUGAGGGAGAGCAAUGCCACUUUGCGGGAAGAGAACGAGCGCAAUUUCCGAGAAGCAAAGGAAUGGCGUGACAAAGCUCAGAAAGCUCUUGCAGAGACGGAUCCGUUGAGAGGAUUGCUGAAGGAAAAGGAUGCCGAGCUUGAGGCAGCCCGGAAAGAGACCUUGAAAAUCAAGGAGGAGGUGACACUUUGGCAGAACCGUGUCAAGCAGCUUCUGGAAAAAUACAAAUCUGUAGAUAUGGAGGAGUACAAACAAAUGAGGGCUGAGCUGUCUUCUCUCAAGGAGCAUCUCAAGGCUGUGGAGCAGGACAUCCGCUCUGCGACUGCAGCAAGGGCUGAGGCAGAAGAAAAAUUGGCAAAAGCAGAGAAGGAGCUGCUGAACUCUGCAAGCAGGCUAGCUGAGGUCGAGAAGGAAUUAGAGGCCUGUCAGGCCAGUGUCAAAGACCUUCAGAUCCGGCUUGUGAAUGUCCGACGAGCUGCCAACAAGCUACAGAGGGAAAAAGAGUCAGUCACGAAGGAAAGGGAUGAGCUGAAGUCGACGGCAGAGAAGGCUACGGCGGCCGCAGAGGCUGCUUUGCGUGAUAAGGGAGUUUCAGAUGCUGCAAGGCAAGCAGCAGAAAGGCAUCUCAAGGAAGAUCGUCUCCAGGCUCAGUCCUUGAAAGCCACAGCACAUGCGGAAGCACUGGUGGAUGCUCAAAAGGAAGCAAGUGCAGAGGCUGAGAUACUCUUGCGCACGGAGAAAGAGAAGGUGCAAAAACUGGAGCAGGAGGUGCAGUCGUGGAAGCACAAAGAUCAGAGGACAAAGAACAACGUCUUGGUCGCAUUUCAAAAGGCCAAGUCGGAACUCGAUAAGUUGAAGAACGAGCUGAAAAAGAUCCAAGCAGAGAGAGAUGCAUACAAGCAUCGCAUUCAGCAGGAAGGUAUUCAGGUUGGCGAUCAAUCAGAGUCUUCUGGUGUCCCACCGGAUGUGACAAUUUCAGCCGAUAAUGCAAUUGCAGAAUUAGAAGCUUUCACGAAGAAUGAAGCAGAAGCCGAUCUGGACACAUCAUUGUCUCUGCCAAACACUUCAUCACCUGCAUUGAAUUUUGGGACAACUGCCACAACAUCUCGUCCUGGCACACCUGGAAAUCUGAUCCCAGCAGCUGCCUCAACAGGCCCCGAGAACACUGCAGCUUUGGGGAGCCAAGCGACUGCCUCAGAUAUGUCUCUUGCUGCUGGGGAGGAGAGGCAGUCACAGGCAGCUUCUCAAAGUGGAGCGAAGAUUGGACAAAAAGUUGCUUCUGGUACUGCGACUGGCACAGCACGAAGUUCAGCGAAGUCCCCAGUCCUCGCAGGAGUGGCAAGGCCAGCACCAUCUUCGCCAGCUCCUGUGGGCAGUAUUGCGCUUCCUCCUCCAGCUGCAACAGCCCUGGCAGGUAGUGGUGGUCUUACCAGCACUAGUGUCACAAUCACUACCACUACAUCGACUGCAGCUUCAAGUGGUACCGUUGCAGCUGUUGGAAUUGUGUCCUCUACAGUUGUGUCUGCUGCUGCCGCUCAGGCUCGAGCUGUGAACCUCAAUCAGACACAGAUAGAUGAGCUCAGAAGGAAGAUCAAGCUUGCACAGCACCAGGAGCAAAUGGCGCGUACAGGAACACGAAGGCGGCUUCAGCGCCCGCCUAUUGAACCUCCUGUCAGUGCCACUUCCUUAGCAACCGGUGCUGGUAUGCUGGAUGUCGAGUCAGACCUUGCUGUGUCAGGUGCGGGACAAGCAACCAGAAAGCGGCCUGCAGGAAUCGAAUCAGAAGUAGGUGGGGACUUAGAAGGACCUGGAGAAAAGGAGGACGAAGGAGAGGUCGAGGGUGAGCCUGGACCACCGUCAAAGCGAGCCCGUCCAGAAGAUGGUGAGCUGUCUGCCGAGGAAGGAGAAGUUCAGAAUGAAGAGUUUGCCGCGGAGGAAACCAUGUCACCAUUGAACGAAGGACUGUGCAAGCCCUCUCAGGAUGAGAGAGACAGAUCUGAUGACAUGGAAGUGCCCGCUCAGAAGCGUUCAAGGUUGGAUGAGCCUGGAGCAGAGGAGAGGAUAGACCUGGGGGCGCGGGAAUACUGUGAAGAAAACCAGGGUGCUGAGGAGGUUGCAAAGGUGGACAGGGAUUCGACCGAUGGAAUGGAACAAGAUGGUAUGAUGUCGCCUGUGGCUGCAGGCUGUGGGCCCGGGGGUGGUGAAAGAACUGUUAGCACCACGACACAGGUGGGAGAAGUGGAGACAGAAGCUGCAAGACAGGGAAUGGAGACCCUGGCGGAAGAAAAGGAGGCCGGGGAGACGCGCGAUGAUGGUGACCAAGAAGAACAAGCAGUUGUGGAAGGACAGGAGAUGGUAAGAGAGAGGACCCCAGCAGCGCAGGUUGCUGCUGGUGAGGAUGAGGAGGAAGGAGAUGUGCGGCACUCUGCUGGUGAACCAGAGUCAGAUAGCGGUGAAUCUCUCGUGUUUGUGGAGGAUUCAGAGAUCGCCGGCUCUGAUGCAGAGGAUAAUGCCACAGAAAUGACUGUGGACCAUUCGACGGAAGGUGUCGAGCAUACAGAUGGGCACCAGGAAAGUCAGGACAAUGGUGAGCCCCAAUCUGAGGGUGAGGUGAAUCUCCCAAGGAGUCAAGAUGGGGGGGACACUGGAGAAGGAGAGGAGGGGAGCGCCAUCGCAAAGACCCCAGUACGAAGCACCCGGGCAGCAGUUAGGGCAGCCCUUGGGCUCAGAGCAGGUCGAGGAAGGGGCAGGGAGGGAGCCCACUCCCCUGGAAUUGCAAGAGGACGAGGGGAGCAAUCUGGCACAGGCAACGCUGUAGGGGAAACGGAGUCCGCGACGAGAAGCAGGAUUAUCAAUCUGAGGGCCAGGAGGAGCACAGAGACCAGCUCUAGUUCCCGACAAGGCACAAGCAGAGGAGCAGUCCCAACUGAACCAGCAGGAGCAGGAAGGGCACAGCCUGGCAGAGGAGCCAAGCAGGUGAGGAGAACUGGUCCAGCAGCUGCAUCCCGAAGGCGAGUUACUUCACAAGGUACAGGUUCGUCAACGCCUGCCUUUGGUAGCGGCGCUGUAGGUGGAGGCGACAGUUCAGCAGCACCUGCGAACACCGAGCCAGUGCCGACAGGGAACAUGUACGCCUUGUUGGAUGAGAACAAUGAGUAGCGGUCUUCUUCACCGCACCCAUUUGUCUCCUUACGGUGCCCGUCCGUACAUCUGUGAUCAAGAUCGAUUCUUGGAGUCGAGAGCAAAUGAUUGGCUCCACUGCUGAGGACGAGAGUCAAUGAUAUCCCCACCAACUUACGCAUCCAUCUUGCUCGCUCGACUUUGACUAUUCUGUUGAAUUAUGUCUUGACAGAUUUGCUCGCAGGACAUGAGGACUAACUUCGACUAAGGGUUUUGCGGAGGAGGAAUGAUACGACCUCCAUGCCUGAUAUGAUGUUGAGUUGCAGACAAGUUGUCACACUGCUGGUAUGUGUGGAAUCCUUUGGUAUGGGUAGUGCCUGUUCACCCGGAACUUGGGCGCCAAGCAUAGGUAGCUCUUUUUGCUCUCCGCUAGCAUAGAAACACAGAGAAGAUGAGCCACGCGCGUUAAUAGCAGUACACCGUUCUGCAGAUCGUUACCAGGUCUGAGGUUGUUGUGAAUCGCAAUAGAAAGUAGCUAAAGAUAAAGAAGAAUGCCACAUUGUAAUCGCAGACUGAUCCAUUUUCAGUCCUAUUGCUUGAAACACUUUGCUUUUCGGUUCUGCAUGCUUGUGAGAGGGAUGGAAUCAGGUUCAUGUCAUGCUCCGUUCUUAGAUGAGUUGCAUCCUUUCCAUGGGUUCUGUAGACAUCUAGAAUCAUAUGACAAAUCACAUGGCCGAGAGAGAGAGAGAGAGAGAGAGAGAGAGAGAGAAGGAGGUUCUUGUAAUGAUCCGUUUUUAGACGAUCGCAGUGGCAUCUGAUACCGGGGAUUGUGGUUUGUGACGCGGGAAUGAUGAUGUUCCAUAUGUGAGUAGUAUAGCAAAGGAGUAGUGUACUUCAACCAGUGAUGGUUGUGACCCUGCUCCAAGGCACGUUUGAUCAGUGUGCCGUGUAUGUCUUUGGAAUUCAUGACUUCAUUCACUGAGGCAUGAGCUGCUUAGCAGGAUUUUCUUUACUCACACAUUCACGUGCACAGAGACUUGACUCACACAUUCGCGUGCACACAGAGAGAAAGAGAGACAGAGAGAGAGAGAGAGAGAGAGAGAGAGAGAGAGAGAGAGAGAGAGAGAGAGAGAGAGAGNAGAGAGAGAGAGAGAGAGAGAGAGAGAGAGAGAGAGAGAGAGAGAGAGAGAGAGAGAGUUCUAACGCAUAGGGAUCACUACUUGUUUGAUGGAAGUUGGUGUUAAUGCCCCAUGUUGUGAUCAGCACAUCUCACAACGGCGUGGUUUAUUAUGGCUGUCCAAUGGUGUUGAUCUUGGGAGUUACUGCCUCCUUUAUCUCCCAAAUUGUUGUAUGGCAUGUAUUUUUGGGGUCUAGCCUUAAGGUACAUUCUUGACUAUGACUACUUUGUAUCACUGACAUCAUUCGCGAUGCUGCCAUCAUGGGCGUGGGGGCCUUCGUGCAAAGUCCAUGGAUUGGUCUUCCAUUGACGUUGUCUGUGUGUGGUUCAAAAUGAAUGGUGAAUCAAGGUGGUGUCCAUGGUGGAGGAACAGCCUGGAGGAAUACUGGUUGAAGUACACAGCCUGGUGUGUCAAGGUACUGGUUACCCAUGAUGUGAAUUUGUAUGGUUAAGAAAGUUAGCGUAGGAACGUAGCUGAGGCGGCACACAGAAGGAGAGAGGCGAUUUUGAUCGAGCCUUCCACUGCGUGGAGAACUGGAAGCCGUGGACAGGUGAAGACGCUGACAGAAACUGCAUAUUCAAAUUUGCAACCACGGACAAAUUUAUGGAAGCAUGAGAGGUUCUCUGCACACUGUAAAGCGUUUCAUUUGGGACUCAUAUGCCAUUCAAUGAAAGGCGAUUUCUGGC
This is a messenger RNA of Chara braunii, 6018 nucleotides long. The record is from the annotation of a GenBank genome assembly. Lineage: Eukaryota; Viridiplantae; Streptophyta; Charophyceae; Charales; Characeae.